UUUUAAACACAUCUUCACACAACUUCUGUGCGUUAUACUUUAGUCCAGUUCUGACAAACCUGGAUACAGUGGUCUCUGAUCUGGACCCGGUCUGAGCCAGAAAGAAAGGGGAAACUGCUCUUUUUCUGUUUUCUCAAACAGAAUAAACACUUGAUGGCGUCUACACGUUAAUCAGCUGUCAGACUGACCCCCUCUGCAUGGGCCCAUAAACAUGUCCACAGAUGACACUAUCUCUGAGGAUGUGUCCAGCUUGGGGCCUCUGAGCCAUUGCCAUGUCGGGGAUGGGGGUAAGGAGAGUGAGACGUCUUUGGUGUCCUCCGAGGCGACAUCAGCCUCGGGGCUGGCUGUCUCAGAAGGCAGACACACAACCUCCCAAACAACAGGAGGCACUGUGGAGAGCAGGCACGUGGACAUCACACCAGCAUGCAACAAGAUCAGGAGUCUGUGUCUAAGCACAGAUGAAGCAUUUGAACAAGGGAAGAACCUCCCAUUCAUCAACCCAAGCUCCCUUGAGACCCUCAGGGCCUUGGUGCAGGAGAUCCAGAGCAGUGGAGGGACAGACCCAGAGAUCUGGAAAGACUGUGAGGGCCGAUGGCUGCAUCUGUUUCAGCUGGUUGAGAAGCAAUACCAAGAGCAAAUCCUCGCUCAGCAAGAACAAUACCAGUGCCAAAUACAGUUGAUUCAGGAUGAGAUUAAGGCCCUGGUUCAUCUCCAGAAUCGCCAGACUGGCAUCCAGCCACACACAGAGUUCUCUCCAAUGUCUGUGACCAAAACUACCAAUAACACAUCCCCCCUCAUCUCCAGUGGCUGCACAGUCAACAAACAUGUGCCCAGUGACAAUGACAGCCUGGCGGCCCCAGCUCAUACCCCUUUUAGUUCUCCUUCACCUCCGCUCCUCAGAUUAGAGGCCAACCAGGGGGAGGAGCAGGCGACUACAGUGCUCAGCAGCGGCUACGGGACUCUGUCUGCUUGGGAAACAGGUCUGGAACCUGCCGGGUCUCUGAGGGAAGAUGAGGAAGGUGGUAAAGAGAGGGGGAAGCAUCACUGGUUCUCUAACAUCCAGGAAGACACAGAUACAGUUGCGAUUGGGUGCCAGCAGGAUUUUGCCAGUGAGAGGAAUCUUGGAGAGGAGGAAGAAAACCCAUUCAUCUACCAGCAGAAAACCUCUGGCACCGGCCAGCUUUUGACCUCUUGGGCCCAGAGGCAGAAACUCAAGCCCAAGAAGAGCAAAGGACCAGUUUCAUCACAAACCCUUGAGUACCAGGAGCAGCCACACAGUCCCAGGGAAUCCCACAGACAGAGCCCCCCAGAGAGCACAGACUCCCAGGACCAGCAUCGACCAGCUGGGCCGUCGUCCAGCUCCUUUCCCCUGAGGAGGACUGACAGUCUGAUGUCUGAGGCAUCAGGCCUCACGUAUUGGCGGCUGAAUGAGAGUGACCUGUACCAUUCCCUACCGGACAGCUUUGACAGAGGCGCUUACCACCUUCUGCAAGAGGCUUCCAUGAGUCUUACUCCGUCUCAGGAGCCUCAGCUGUCUCUCAGAGAGAUCUAUCAGAACCGGCAAAGAACAGAAUGGGAAGGCUCUGCUAUGUCCAGCCCUUCAUCACCACAGGUGUUGACCUUGGACCCAGCAGCGAACACACAGCAGUCAGAUCGUACCUCUGGCUUCACUUCACCCUCUCACUUCAGCAGCCCCUCGUUGGUCACUCAGCCCCUCCUCCACCAAAGAGUCGAGACCCCUGUAACCCCUGACAGCAUGGUGGAGUGCAGUCCCAACCCUGGAGAUACAGACUGUAUCUCUGACACCUCCAGUGUCUCAGCUGCCGGGCCUUCCCCCUCCAAGGUGCAAAGCACAUGGGGAAACACAUCCCAGGCAGUCCUGUCUACCUCCCAGGAUAGGACCCAGGCGUCCCACACAACCAACCAGCAGCAUAGAGCCAGUGCCCCCUUAGCCAGUGAAGAGGAGGGCAGUCAUACCCACACCAGCACCCUGAAGCCAUCUCCAGGCUCUGGUGCCACUCUGCGGCAUGCAGUCAGCCCACACGUGGAUAGAGCUUCAUCACUAGAGGAUCCUGUUGUCCUCUCUCUACUAAGGCAGAACCUGAGAGAGAAAUACUCUCGACACGUGGCUGAUCUGAAAGCAUAUUACGAGUCUGAGAUCCAGAUCCUGCGAGACAGACUCAAACUCAGAGAUCUGCCUCAGGAUUUAGAAAAGAGCAACCAGGCCCUCACAGAGAGGUGCAAACAUCUAGAAGAAGCUCUAGUUGAGGCCACCAGACGCAUUCAAGAACUGGAGGCAACAAACCGCUCGCUGGGGGAAAAACUGGCAGACUGGCCGGAGCGGUACGCUGUAGCGGGCGCUACUGUGAAGUCCAUGCAGCAGCGACUAGAAGAAAGCAAACGCUCGGCCAAAGAGAAAGAUGCCCUGUCAGCUCGUUUGAAGAGCCACAUACGGCAGCUGGAGGACGCUGCACAGAGAGCCUGCAGGGAGGCGGAUGAGAAAGAGGCCAGGAGGGAGAGAGAGCACAAGAUGCUGCAGGAUCUGCUCAGAGAAUAUGACUCUUUGGUGAAGGAGCACGAGGGAGUGAAGAACAACCUUGUGUCCACAGAGAACAAGCUGGUUGAGGCCAGUGAUCAGAUAUCUGAGCUGAAGAGGGUCAUCUCCAAGCUGGAGUCUCAGGUGAAGCAGCUGGAGCACGAGAACCAGGCCAGGGCCCGUUACGCUUCUCACAAUAACACACAACCUUCUGGGGUUGGUUUCUUCCACCAUCCUGACCUGCUGCUGUCACCCAGUAAAUGCCAGACGGAGCCAAACGUCACCUGUAGGAAACCCCCUGCUCUUCUAUCUCAGCAGUUCCACAGCGGCAGAAAAUCACCAUUCCCUCCAGCUAACCAAGCAAGUAUCCACAAGAAGUCACCGUCAUCAGGAAGUGGAAGCUCUGUAGACACGGGCUCAGCUGGUGGCAGCUGGAGAUGUGCGUCUCCUCCAGAGUGUGAGCAGUCUCUGGCUCAGACCAGACGCCCGGCGGAGAAAGAGACCGGGUGGAGGGAGGGAUCCUGUGCCCUGACGCCCAUGAUGAGAGCGCUGAUCGAGCUGGAGGAGACCCGAGCCACAGAGAGCCGGGCCCCCUGGGUUGGUAGUCAGAGGACCACAGUGGGUUUUGUGGAGAUGAGACACAAAAAGCCGAUUCAGGAGCGAGUCAGGCUCCAGGCGGACAGGGAGGUGGUUUCACCUGGAGGAGUCGAGGCCGGAAACGAGCGAGGAGUGGGAACAAAGAGCCACAGAGGAGCUGGAAGUGCUGCAGCUCUGCUGAGGGCUCAGAGGAGUCUGUCUCCAGAGGGUCACAGGUCCGCCUCACUGCCUCCUCCAGCACAUCGAAACAUACCCACAGCCACACCCAGUAUGUACUCCCAGGCCUGCACACUCACCCCGCCUCAAACAAAGAGAGAAACUUUACUCACACCCCUGUCCGCCAAGUCCAGCCCUAAACGCUGCCCCACUGAGAACUACUCCACCGCCUUCGGGCACAUGAUGCCGAGAGAGGAACACCUGCUCAAGAGGUUUGAUGGACACGUUGACCAGAGACGUCAUUCGUUCCACAGCAGCAGUUCCAGGAAGAGACUCCAGUUUACGUCAGCAGAAAGAGAAGAUGACCAUCGGCAGCUAGAGUCCUGUGACAGUGCGAAGCCGCCUGAUGGAAGCUCCCAGCUGGGCUGGGAGGAGCAGGGGGCCUGUACUGGGUCUGACCAGCAGGACGCCUGUGAGGACUCAGCCCCCCUUCUCCCGGACAAACUGCACUCCCUGGCCGAGGCUGAGAAACUGUUUGACGAGCUGACACAGGAGAAACUGCAGAUUGAGGCAGCCCUGAGCCGGAUGCCUGUAGCAGGAGGCAGAGUCAGUCUACAGACCAGGUUAGAUGAGGUGGCCUUAGAGAAUCGUCUGGAGAGACUGAAUCGUGAGCUGGGACACAUCCGCAUGACUCUGAAGAGAUUCCAUGUCCUCCGCACCUCUGCCAACAUAUAGCAAUGUCUGUCUUUUUACAUUACACUGUAGAUGCUACACAGCACUGAUUGUCUUCUGUGCCACAAACCCAUCUGUACAGUAAUGCCACAGCAUCUUUUUAUAUGUAUUAUUACUCUGGGAUAUUUUUUAUAUGUCUGAAAGAUACUGCAAUAUUUGGAGUAUAUUUUUAGUAAGAUACAGAUUUGUAAAGUCAUUUACUUUUUUAGUCACUCAAAAAUAUUAAGAUGAUAUGUUUUACUUGCCAUAUUCAGGUGUAGAUUUUUAAAUCAGCUGUAUUUCAGUGUAAAUGUGAGACUUUCCAGCAGAGUCAUUCAUCCACCUGGGGCAUAUCACUGCCUUUUUUGUUCUGGUGUUUAUGGGAAAAAACAUGUUUUUCGUUUGACAUGGCAUAAAAUGUAUUUAUUGAAUGUUUUUAUACUUAAGAGAUUUUGAUUUUGGUGCAUUUUACAUGUUUUCUUUAUCUUUUAGAAGUAGGAGUUACUAUUUGUUUUGGGCCAAAUGGUUGAACUUGAAGGAAACAUUUGUUUACUUGAAUCAAAUUGCCUUUUUUCUUUUUUUACCUUCCAUGUCUACCUGUCACUGUUUUCCUUCUUGCUACAGGACAGGACCCUCCGGAUUACAGCCACUAGUAAAA
This is a messenger RNA of Monopterus albus (swamp eel), 4658 nucleotides long. RefSeq names its product M-phase phosphoprotein 9 (gene mphosph9). NCBI's taxonomy places the organism in Eukaryota, Metazoa, Chordata, Actinopteri, Synbranchiformes, Synbranchidae. Gene Ontology annotation, cellular component: centriole. The coding region runs from base 212 to 4024 and encodes 1270 amino acids. The record is from RefSeq and is a predicted model, not a curated record. The transcript is spliced from 24 exons.